This is a messenger RNA of Myotis myotis, 7637 nucleotides long. RefSeq names its product RasGEF domain family member 1B (gene RASGEF1B). Gene Ontology annotation, cellular component: plasma membrane. Lineage: Eukaryota; Metazoa; Chordata; Mammalia; Chiroptera; Vespertilionidae. The transcript has 15 exons. The record is from RefSeq and is a predicted model, not a curated record. Gene Ontology annotation, biological process: Ras protein signal transduction; positive regulation of GTPase activity. Gene Ontology annotation, molecular function: guanyl-nucleotide exchange factor activity. The coding region runs from base 466 to 1884 and encodes 472 amino acids.
AGAAGCAAAGAACAGUGGGACUGGAGACCUUUUCCUACACACAGGAUCCCAUAGUAGAGGAAUGCACAGCUGAGGAAGCAGGGAGGCCUAAGGAGUUGUAAGAUGCUGUCUUGAAUACCUGGCGAGGUAGAAAAUAUGACCGCUGUGCAUAAAGAAGGGGCUGGAGUCUCUUGGAAUGGCUUGAAUCUCAGCAGUUGCUCUGCACGUUCAACAAUCAAGGUGGCUCAUGGGAAAAUCAGGUCGGCUGUAUCGUGGAUGUGUAUGUGUUUUUAUCCCAACACUGCACCCUUGGCCGCCUCCUGCCAGGCACCUGCACACGUUGUGAGGCUGUGGCCCAUUCUCUGGCGUUGGAACAGAUGCCCUAGCAGUGAGGGAUGUGCUUUCUGAGGCAGGGCUCCACACCCCUGCCCCAUCCGGGUGCAGAUGACUUUCACAUCUUGAAAAGAAGGACUAGCCCAGGAAAGCAUGCCUCAGACGCCUCCCUUUUCAGCCAUGUUUGACAGCAGUGGUUAUAACCGAAAUCUCUAUCAGUCUGCAGAGGAGAGCUGCGGGGGGCUGUAUUACCAUGACAACAACCUCCUCUCCGGAUCUCUGGAAGCACUCAUCCAGCAUUUGGUACCUAAUGUGGAUUACUAUCCAGAUAGAACAUACAUAUUUACCUUUCUACUCAGUUCUCGGUUAUUCAUGCAUCCGUAUGAGCUAAUGGCCAAAGUUUGCCACUUAUGUGUUGAGCACCAGAGACUAAAUGACCCAAACAGUGAUAAGAACCAGAUAAGAAAAAUUGCACCCAAAAUCCUUCAACUUCUGACAGAAUGGACAGAAACUUUUCCUUAUGAUUUUCGGGAUGAAAGAAUGAUGAGAAACUUAAAAGACCUGGCUCACAGAAUAGCCAGUGGCGAGGAGACAUAUAGGAAGAACGUCCAGCAGAUGAUCCAAUGUCUAAUCCGCAAGCUUGCUGCCCUCAGCCAGUAUGAGGAAGUCCUGGCAAAAAUCAGCUCCACAUCUACAGACCGGCUCACAGUUAUCAGGACCAAGCCACAGUCCAUACAAAGGGACAUCAUCACUGUCUGCAGUGACCCUUACACGUUGGCCCAGCAGCUGACUCACAUAGAGCUGGAAAGGCUCAAUUACAUCGGGCCAGAAGAAUUUGUUCAGGCAUUUGUGCAGAAGGAUCCUUUGGACAAUGACAAGAGUUGUUACAGUGACCGGAAGAAAACACGGAAUUUAGAGGCUUAUGUGGAAUGGUUUAAUCGCCUCAGCUACUUGGUUGCAACGGAAAUCUGCAUGCCUGUGAAGAAGAAGCACCGGGCAAGGGUGAUUGAGCACUUCAUUGACGUGGCUCGGGAGUGUUUUAACAUCGGCAACUUCAAUUCCUUAAUGGCAAUCAUCUCUGGUAUGAAUAUGAGCCCAGUGUCUCGACUAAAGAAAACUUGGGCCAAAGUGAAGACUGCGAAGUUUGAUGUGCUUGAGCAUCAGAUGGACCCUUCCAGUAAUUUCUAUAAUUAUAGAACGGCUCUUCGUGGGGCAGCGCAAAGGUCUUUAACUGCUCACAGUAGCAGAGAGAAGAUUGUGAUACCAUUCUUCAGUCUUUUAAUCAAAGAUAUUUACUUUCUCAAUGAGGGCUGUGCCAACCGCCUUCCAAAUGGCCACGUCAACUUUGAGAAAUUUUGGGAACUGGCCAAACAAGUGAGUGAAUUCAUGACGUGGAAACAAGUGGAAUGUCCGUUUGAGAGGGACCGGAAGAUCUUGCAGUAUCUGCUCACAGCACCAGUCUUCAGUGAAGACUCUCUGUACUUGGCUUCCUAUGAGAGUGAAGGACCUGAAAAUCAUAUAGAGAAAGACAGAUGGAAGUCUUUAAGGUCGAGCCUUCUAGGCAGAGUUUAACAAACGGGAUGCUGGCUGCCGCUGCGUCACGCCGUCAUUGAGGGGCUGGCCUUGGUUGUUGGGCACCUGGGACUGCGAACAGUCAGGAAGUCCCCGCAAGCCUUGAUUUGUAAGGGACCUUGAAGAACAGACUCUGGAGAGCAGACGGGGAACUCGUUCCCCACAGCUGACAGACUGACUCGGAUCUUGUGAGACUGAAAUGUGCACUGAAGACACUCGAGAAAGAAUCCUCUGAAGAUCCCAGCUCUGCACAUGACUCAUCUCCUGGAAUUUCCAUGUGACUCACAGCUCUGCACCUGGAUGGAGCUUUCUUUUGUGUGUGUUUUUAUUAUUGGUUGAACAUUUGCUGCUAAUGGGACUUGUCCAGCUGAGCGCUGGCUCGUAGGAAGCCCAUGUUUCUUUGUUAACUUAAAUGGAGGAGGGAGAGGAAAAAUCCCUCCCAUUCGAUCGCAAACUUCAGCUCGGUGAAUGGCCAGGAGAGGAAGACUGGUUGAAAGCUGGCUGUGGACUUCGUUUCCCUUAGUGUGUGCUGUGUUGUGAAUUCCUCUCCUCCCUCUUCCCACAAAGUUUUGAGUUGGCUGCUGGUUAGCAAACUCCUUUUUACCCACAUAAGUUAUUUAAUAUAAUAAUGAAGCUCAACACUGUGGUAGGAAAAUAGCCACUAGGAAAAAGAAAAAGCAGAGUUUGUCAUUGGAUUGCUUCAUGUUCUAGAAAGCGUUUUUGUUUCCUUUACCCCUCUGAGCUGUUUACAGCUGACCACUGUGUUGCACAGAUGUAUUUUUCAGUAGUUUUUUUGUUACUUAGUUUUCCAUGACUCAUAUUUUUUUUUUCUCUUGUAUAUUUAAAUUAUCUGACUUUAAGGGUCUUGGAAAAACCCAGGCCUAAUUACAACUUAAUUUUUUUUUUUUUUAACAGACAGUUAUUUUUCAUUGCCUUUUGGAGGCUGUCGGUGACUAAACAUGUGAACAAAGAAUAAGUUGGAAAGGUUACCACCCCCAUGCCACCCCCGCCCCCACUACAGCCGUGCACAAAGCAAAUGAAAAACAUCUUGCUGUUAACUCAAAGGUCAACCUAACUGUGAAAAUCGUUCACCUUGUUAAACAUCUCAGUAAGUCUGUAGUUGCUCUGCAAAAAGGCAUUGUACUUAUUUACUCUAGGGGAAGCUGUAGGGUAGUAAACCGUGCUAAUGAACAAAACAAAACAUCGUGCUCAAAACAGAGAUGUAUUUGAAAAUCUUAAUGACGUGGUUUCAGAAAACAGCAUGUGUGUGUGCUGCACGCCAUCCCAGCAGACCUGCCAUGUCUCCAAGUUCUCCCUUUAGCAUCAUCAAUAUAGUUCAUACUCUGCAGCUGGACUGGUGGCGUCUUUUCUUCUAUGGGUGGGUGGUUGGGUGGGGGUGGGCUGUCAUUGCAGAAGUGCAGCUCAAAUGACCAUCUAGAAGUGUGUGUGUCCUUAGGAAGUGGCCUUUGGGGGUUUGUAUGUGGACACUGAAUUGAUGAAAAUGAAUCAUAGUUAGCAUUUAAUAAUCCUUACUUUGAGCUGAGGCGCGAGCACUACGUGUUUAGCAUAGAUCAUCAUCCCCACUUCUUAGGUGCGGAAACAGCCAUAUUAAUAAUAGUGAUUUGUUCAAGGCCACAAAGCUAAUGAGAAGCCCAGUGACUUAAACUAAGCCUUCUAAUUCCAGAGCCAAGCUUUCCACCCACCACCAAGCCUUCCCAAACCUCAGCAUAACCUUCAAACUUGCAGAUAACCUGUGAAUCUUCUGGAGUGGGGCCCCGGGGGUGCUGAUGCUGCCGGUCCUGGAAUCAGCUUAGAGUAGCAAGACACCCCCAAAAGCUGCCUCCUUUCCCGCUGCAUUGCUUGUCCCUGAACUUUGUGGCCCUGUAGUUGUUGUCAUGACAGCAGUGAUGUUUAACUUGCAACCAUCUACGUCAGGAGUCAGCAAGCAGUGGGCUACUGGCCAAAUCUGCCCCGUUCCUACAGCCCACAAGGUAACAGUGGUUGGGAAAAAAAAGAGAAAUAAUACUGCAUAAUACAUGAAAAUUACAUGGAACUCAAAUUUCAGUGUCCAUAAAUAAAGUUUUAUUGGAACACCGCCACACUCAUUUGUUUAUGCAUUUUUCUUGUGGCUGCUUUUGGCUACAGAGCCUUGUAGUUGCAACAGAGACUGGAUGGCCAGUCCUCAAAGCCUCAAAUAUUUGCUCUCUGACACUUUAAAGAAAGUUUGCUGACUCCUGAUCUAAGUGGUUCUUUGGAGCAUUACAAUGAGUUUGCAAAAAUGCCAUCAGCUCUCUAUUAUAACAUUAGAUAUAUAAAUGUGGCUACUGAAAAAAUUUUCCUAAAGUACUAUUAGGCCUAAAACGUGAUUCUGAGGCCAUUUAAUCAAUGAGUUUCACAGAAUUCCCAUUCUCACACAUAGCCUCUUGUGGUUUUUUUGUUUUGUUUUAAAUAUAUUUUUUAUUGAUUUCAGAGAGGAAGGGAAAAGGAGGGAGAGAGAGAGAAACAUCAAUGAUGAGAGAGAAUAAUUGAUCAGCCACCUCCCACAUGCCCCCACGGUUACACAUAAAGCCCACAACUCGGGUAUGUGCCCUGAUCAUGAAUUGAACCUGGACUUCCUGGUUCAUAGGUCGAUGCUCAACAACUGAGCCACACCAGCUCUUGUUUUAAUGUCCGAAUAAGCCAGAAAUUUAGACCAUGCAUUAACUUGUCUGUGGAAAUCAAUUACUCUCCUCCUCUUAGUGCUACGUGUGGAUUUGGACUCCCAGCGGGUAACUGGUGCAUUUAUAAUUCGUGUAGCUGGCUGGAAGCCUGAGUAAACACGGCAUGAGCGGCAGCAGGCGGUGUCAGUCGGAGACUCCCAUUCAGGAUGUGUCCUGUCCCGGCACGCCAGGCUUUGCUAAGCAGCAGGCUUUGAGCUGAGGCCCGAGGGAGCCUCAGAACAUGCUGGGUUCAGUAGAGCAGUGAGAGUACAGUUUUCACUCUUUGAAGUGCCCCUUGUUUUUCAGGACACGGGUUCCCCAGGGGUGGCCUUUCAUCGAACAAAGAACAAAGACAGUCAUCAGAAAUGGGUGGUCUUGCCUGGGUCUUUGAAGGUUUUCAGCUUUGCCUCUCACCUGGCCUGGCACUGGCACCCCUGUCCAUCUCCUCACUUCUCUGUACUCCUAGCUCACGUUUACAUCUUAAACUGCUGUCCAUAUGCCUCUGUGCUUAGAAUCCCAAGAAAGCACAGCUCCCAUCAGAAGCUGAGUUGCUGAACUCUGUAGGAAUGCUGAACUGUAGAUUGUUGACAUUCUCUACCUUCUGCUUGGGUGCAUUUUGUUUAUCCCAUGGCCUCUCUCAGCAAAAGACAGUGCCUACAUCGAUUCCCAACAUCUUACUAUUCUGAUGGAGAAGAAACACUGGAAUAGAAAGCAGGGUGAGGCUAACUUUCUUUUGGAGCUAAGGGUUCAAAGAGAUUCCUAGAUUGGGUUUCUAGGGAAGAUAAAUGUGGUUAGGGAUCUGGAAACUACUAACCAAAUGUAUAAAUCUUGAAUAUAUUCUGAUGGCAAUGCUAUUAACCUUACCUUAAGGCAUUUUAAAAGGCAGGACUUCUGUCAAACUUGGGCUUUUUGAGGUUUAAUAGUAAAUGAGCACUUUUCUAAGGGGGCUACUUUCUCGAUGAUUCAAGCCAAAGUCUUGUUUGCUGACUACAAAUGAUCAGAUAAUUGCCUCAAGUCCCUGCUUCAUGAAAUCAAGAUCACAUGACUGUUCAAUGCUGCAAAAGAGAAGUUGGGGUUUGUGGCUUAUGUAUCCAAACCUUAUAGAUUAAGGACCGUCAUUGAAAACUAGCACAUAAGGCUGGCUCCAUGCACGGAAGACCACUGCCUUAAUUCUGUGAUAAGAAUCCACUCCUUUUAAAGGAUGCUUUUUUUUUUUUUUAAUUAAUGCAAUGAGGAAAUUCCCAGAUAGCCAAUUCCUUUUUGAGUGCUGGCAGCCUUCCACAAACUUAAAUCCCAUUUUGCCAACCUGGAACCCUGCUUCCUUUCUCCAAGCGUCCAUCUAAUAAGAGAGGAAACAUCCCAAUGUGUGUGAGUGUUGAACAGUAUGAGGCAGCUGUCGUAGAAUAUUGUUAACAGACUUAAAGUUCAAUGUGCACAUAAGCCAACAUUUUAGGACUUCUAAAAAAAUGAUUUGUAGAGAUCAUAAUGUCGGGAACUAAAGAGGAAGAAGGGGCUGAUAUUUCUCAGAAUAAACAAGAGAAUUCAGUAGGUAUUCCUUGAAGGGUGCCAAACCAAUGGCUUUUCUACUGUGAAACAAAAUUUGCUUUCUUUCCCUCCUCCCACCCACGCUGCCUGGAGAAAAUGCAAGUUACAGUGAAAUCAUCUUUCUCUGGGUGAAUCAUCGUGGGAAAGUAAGUUCAGCAGAAUGUGUUGUCAAUUUGGUUGAGACCUCGCAGUGUGGGGGCCCGUGGGCAGUGUUAACUUUUUCACAAUGCAAUUAUGAGUCCUCCUAAGUGCAAGUGAGCCAUGAGGGGAGUGAAUGAGUGCUCACUAAGUAUAUAUUGAAUCCAUGAGCCUGUCUGUUAUCAGCCUGGUUAUUGGAGAUACACAGGGUUUUGGUUUAUUUAGAUUGAAUAAAUAUCAAAUGUUCUCCAAAUAUGUCUGGAUUUUGGAAAUUAGUAUAAAUUUAAGUGAUUCUGAUCCAUUUUUAUGGUUGGCACUAUCCCCACAGAUCAGCAAAGGAAAGCUAAGUCUCUGGUUUUAUAUUGUUAUUAAUUAGGUUGGUUACACUCCCAAUAAUUAUUAGUAUGUAUUGGUGCUUUUUGUUACAUGUUUAUUAGUACUGAUAAUCAUGACAAGAAAUCUAUCUUCUAAGAUAAUAUAAAAAUCCAUCAUUUUUUUUAAAAAAACUGAGACCAAUAUUGUUUACGGUCAUGGGAUAAGUCUAAAAUACACCCUAUGAGAUUACUAGAUGUGGAAUGAGAACUAAGGGCUAGACCUCACUCCCCCCAGAUUUCUGAGGCUUUGGGGCCACAUCCCCACCUUUUUCACCUGUGUCCUCAUCCAUAAGUAAUGGGUCUGGACUAAGUGAUGUGGAAUGCCCGUCUAAGUGUCUGUGGUUUGGGAAAGCACUUUCUCAGUUUGCUGGACUGGAAGGUGAAUUAGCAAGUAAAUACAGCAUCCUGCAUUUGUGCUCCCAACCUGUUCUUCUUCCUGCCUGGCUCUUUUGUGUUUAGUUUCAUGGUGUUUGAAGAGGGAAGGGGUAAGAGCCUAAUUGCUACUAGAUAGGAGAUAAAGGAAUGAUGAAGGCUCAUAACUCACCCCUCCAGUUGCACCCCAUGCCACCUAACAGGAUAGAGUUCUUCUUUUGUUUGUUCAUUUAAAAUAUGAUUUUUAUUGAUUUCAGAGAGGGGGAGGGAGGGGGAGAGAGAAAUAGAAACAUUGAUGAGAGAAACAUCAAUCACCUGCCUCCUGCAUGCCCCCUACUGGGGAUUGAGCACGAAAACUGAGCAUGUGCCCUGGCAGGGAAUUGAACUGGUUACCUCCUGGUGCAUGGGACAACACUCAACCCACUAAGCUACACCGGCUGGCUUCAUUUGUUUCAUUUUGAACGGACCCUGAACUCAUGCCUAUCAAUGGUCAGGCCAAUGCACAUUGCUUUUUCCUUUGCCAAGGAGCAGGUAAACGUUACUGUCAAUUUCAUUUUGUUUAUGUUGUUAUUUAUGUUGUUAUUUAUAAGAUGUUUUAGGGAUUAAAAGAAAGUUUUGAAAAAAA